This is a messenger RNA of Bufo bufo (common toad), 1700 nucleotides long. Its product is annotated as vitamin D 25-hydroxylase. The record is from RefSeq and is a predicted model, not a curated record. The coding region runs from base 60 to 1556 and encodes 498 amino acids. Gene Ontology annotation, biological process: xenobiotic metabolic process. NCBI's taxonomy places the organism in Eukaryota, Metazoa, Chordata, Amphibia, Anura, Bufonidae. Gene Ontology annotation, molecular function: iron ion binding; oxidoreductase activity, acting on paired donors, with incorporation or reduction of molecular oxygen, reduced flavin or flavoprotein as one donor, and incorporation of one atom of oxygen; heme binding. Gene Ontology annotation, cellular component: intracellular membrane-bounded organelle; cytoplasm. The transcript has 5 exons.
UGUAGGGCCAAUAGCGCUCCGCGGGUGGAACCCACGUGUGCUCGGGGCUCCCGUGUGUCAUGUCGGCGGGGGGCUCCGGGGCUGCGCUGUGGGGGGUCCUGGCCGCCUCCUCCGCGCUGCUCCUCUUCAUCUUCCUCAUCAGACAAGUCCUGAGACAACGGAGACCCCCGGGCUUCCCCCCCGGCCCCCCAGGGCUGCCGCUGGUCGGUAACAUCCUGGCCCUGGCCGGGGACCCGCACGUCUAUAUGUGGAAGCAAAGCAAACUGCACGGAGAGAUCUUUAGCCUGGACCUGGGAGGCAUCUCCACCGUGGUGCUAAACGGCUAUGACGCUGUGAAGGAAUGUCUCGUGCGCCAAAGCGAUGUCUUUGCUGACCGCCCUUCGCUGCCGCUCUUUCUCAAGUUGACCAAAAUGGGAGGUCUUCUUAACGCCAAGUACGGGCGCUGCUGGACCGAGCAUCGGAAGCUGGCGGUCAGCUGUUUCCGGAAUUUUGGUUACGGGCAUAAGUCGUUUGAGGGGCGGAUCUGCGAGGAAUCGUCCUUCUUCCUGGAUUCGGUGGACACCUAUAAAGGGAAAGCCUUCGACCCCAAGCACCUGACGACCAUCGCUGUGUCCAACAUCUCCAACCUCAUCCUGUUUGGCGAGCGCUUCCGCUACGACGACGGCGACUUCCUGCACAUGAUAGAGAUCUUCAGUGAGAACAUCGAGCUGGCGACCAGCGCCUGGGUCUUCCUGUACAACGCCUUCCCCCUCAUCAGUGUCCUGCCCUUCGGGAAGCACCAGCAGCUCUUCCGGAACGCCAGCGAGGUCUACGACUUCCUCCUCCAGAUCAUCCAGCGCUUCUCCGAAAACCGCUCGCCGCAUUCACCGCGGCACUUCAUAGAUGCGUAUCUGGAUGAGAUGGAGCUCAGCGCCGCUGAUCCCGACAGCACUUACUCCACUGAAAACCUCAUAUUCUCUGUAGGGGAGCUGAUCAUCGCGGGGACAGAGACCACCACCAACGUCCUGAGGUGGGCGGUCCUCUUCAUGGCGCUGUACCCCAACAUACAAGUUCAGGUUCAGAAGGAAAUUGACCUUGUGGUUGGACCUAACAGGGCCCCGUUCUUCGAGGAGCGCGGCAGCCUGCCGUUUACCGAGGCCGUCCUGCACGAGGUCCUCCGGUUCUGCAAUAUCGCCCCCUUGGGGAUUUUUCACGCCACUUCCAGAGACACCGUCGUGCGUGGCUACUCGAUCCCAGAGGGCACCACGGUCAUCACCAACCUCUACUCCGUCCACUUCGACGAGAAGUACUGGAGGGACCCGGAGAUCUUCUACCCGGAGCGCUUCCUGGACAGCGCCGGCCGCUUCACCAAGAAGGAGGCGUUUGUGCCGUUCUCAUUAGGGAGGAGACAUUGUCUGGGGGAGCAGCUCGCCCGCAUGGAGCUCUUCGUCUUCUUCACCGCUCUUCUCCAGCGAUUUCACCUCCAUUUUCCUCACGGUUUUAUACCAAACCUGAAGCCGAAGCUGGGGAUGACGCUGCAGCCGCACCCGUACCUCAUCUGUGCCGAGAGACGCUAAACCAGGGGCCCGAGCCGCGCCCUGGUCUAUGACCGAUCUGAAUCACCGAGUGCAAUAGACUGGAAGCUGCAGUUGUCAGAUAUCCGACAACUGGACAUAACGGUCCAGAGCGAGAAGCAGCGGCUGUAACCCCCUCCCCCACAC